Molecule: messenger RNA, 2578 nt
Organism: Alnus glutinosa
Lineage: Eukaryota; Viridiplantae; Streptophyta; Magnoliopsida; Fagales; Betulaceae
Product: nuclear pore complex protein NUP88
Exons: 9
Coding region: 37-2460 (807 amino acids)
Biological process (GO): ribosomal large subunit export from nucleus; ribosomal small subunit export from nucleus; mRNA export from nucleus
Cellular component (GO): nuclear pore
Molecular function (GO): protein binding; structural constituent of nuclear pore
Source: RefSeq, a predicted model, not a curated record
UGCAGAAGCAUAGCAGAAGAGAGAGCGAGCAAAAAAAUGAGGUUCAACUUCGACGUGUACGAUCGGGAUAUAGAGCAGAGGCGCUCCGUCACACCCAAAGACGAAGUGGAAUGGGUUCCCCUCCAGAACCACCCCAUCUUCACCCCCAUCUCCGCCACCUCAGACCACGCGUCUACCACCGCCGCACUGCCGAGAAACUUGGUGGCCUGGGACGGAGCCUCCCGAAUCUACUUCUGGGAUCUCGACAAGCAGUGCCUCCACCGCAUCUCUAUUCGACUCGGCGAGCCCCAACCCACCUCUGUCCUCGCUGCUUCGCCCACUAAGGUAUUGCAAGCAGAUAAACAGCUCAACUUUGUGGUUCAUAAAAUCUCCAUCAAUAGAAAUGGAUCAGCACUACUACUUGCCGGUUCAGACCAUUUAUGCGUCAUGUACCUUUAUGGGCGUAAUUCUACUGAAGAGAAUGCCAUAAUUUGCAGGACUGUUACCGUUGGAUCAGAAAUCUACCAUGAUGGCAGCAAUGCCAUACGUAUGCUACAGGUUUCAUGGCACCCUUAUAGUGAGACCCAUUUGGGAAUUCUUUCUUCUGAUUCAGUUUUCAGACUCUAUGAUUUGUCUUCAGAUCUUGUGCUACCAGAGCAAGAAUAUUAUCUACAGCCAGUGCAACCAGGUGGAUCGAGGAAUGCCACAUCAAUCUGCCCUGUUGAUUUUUCUUUUGGGGGUGACCACUUAUGGGACAGGUUUAGUGUGUUUGUAUUAUAUGCUGAUGGUUCAAUUUACAUCCUCUGCCCGGUUGUUUCAUUUGGGAGUGUCUACAAGUGGGAAUCUAUACUAGAGAUACACACUGAUGCUCAUACAUAUGGGCUGAAAUCAGGCCAUUCAACAGCUGUUAGUAAUUCUAGUCUGGCAAUUUCUUGGUUGGAAGCAACAUUUCCUGAGUUAGCACACCAAGAAGCAGAAGGGGCAGAUCUGUCUAUGCUAAGAGCUCAUCCCUAUGCUUUAUUUGAUGCAUCACUUUCCUUGCAGGGGCCUCUGCGGAGAGUAUGUCAUGGUAGGAACGAAGAUUUAGCAGUUCGGGGUGCAGAAUGUGAAGGCCGUGCAGUCAGUUUUCUUUAUAAUUUGGUCAGCAAAGACUCAGUUUUUGUGACUGCCUGGAGUGGUGGGCAAUUGCAAAUAGAUGCCCUAGCUGAUGAAAUCCAGCCAGUGUGGAGUGUUGGUAGUCCACUUCGUCUUCGUGUUGAUUCAAACAAUCAAAUUCUGGGUCUUGCUAUGAUUUGUGAAUCGAUUGAAGGGAAGCUUCCCAUUGUGAAGCUUGAUGAGCCACUUGAUCAUACUAUUUGGUUGGGCCAUUCACCCCCUUUGUUGAGACUGGCUAUAGUGGAUUUAGCUCUGCCAAGGAAAACGGAUAGUGGUUAUGUCAUAAUGCUGUUUUUCGAUCCCCUUAUGCCAGAAAGAUUAUUUUCCCUUCAUGAUGGUGGGAUAGAUUCAAUAGUGUUGCAUUUUCUCCCAUUUACAAGUCAGACUACUGGCAAGGAUGAGACCAUGAGAACACCCUCUGUGCAUCCUGUUCUAAGUACAUGCCAGGGAGAAACCUCCAUGCAGUCUCCACUUUGUGGUUUUGUGUCUUUAUGGGAUUCUUUUGGAUAUUCAUGGACUGUGGGAGUCACUGAUUCUCGGGAAUGUAUUGUGCUAGAGAUGAAGACUUGGAACCUGUUGCUGCCUAUUCAUGUUGAUAUGGAGAAGAAGUCCAUUAGCUCGGAAGAACAGAAAGAGAGAGAUGCACCGGAUGUUAUAAGCAAAGAACUCCUUAUUGGACCUAAGGCUGUUCUUCUUCCACAGGCCUCACCAAAUCUACGUUCUGUUGCUGCUGAUUCUAUUGAAGGUCGGCAAACUCUUCAUCAGUACUUCAAGCUUUUCCAUGAAAAUUAUGUGGAAUAUGCACACAAGGUUCACUUUGAGAUCAAGCAUCAUGGGCCUCACUUGAAGAGAAUAAUUGAUGACCAGCAUGCUCGUUUAGUUGGGGUAGAGCAGAACCUUCAGAAAGUUGAGGAUAAGCAGUUGAGGUUGGAGGAGAGGAUUGAUCGUGCAACCCAGGUGCACAAUUUGCUGGAGCAGCGCUUGCAACGGUUGAGAAACUUGCCUGGUGCUCAUAAAAAACCACUGUCUAGGGCAGAGCGAGAGUUCAAGUCUGAGCUUGACCACUUUACAGGAGUUGAAUUGGAUGCUUUGUACUCUUCCAUUGACGCUGUAGCUGCAAGGCUAAGAAGGCACACACAAUCUUCGAAGGACAAUGUAUCAAAUCGACAGAGACAAAUAUCAGCGAAGAAGGAUCUUGCCCAUGAUGCCCACAUCUCCCAGCUGAAAUCCUCACUUGAGAAGAUUUCUCUUGUCAAUAGUGAGAAUUCGAAAAAGCUUAAGAUCGUCGAGUCUGAAUUAAAAAGCCGGGAAAGCAGCAGGUUCUGAAACCUACCCUUCUUUUGAUUACGCAGUUGAAUUAUAGGUUUCUGGUGCUAGGUUGGUUUGUACCUAAAUAUUGUUUAAUGCAAAAAAAAAAAAAAAAAAAAAAAAAAAAAAAAACAAU